AUGGCAGCACAGUCCAAGCUGCUGCCCCCUGAGCGGUCCCUCCGGCACCUUCUCCGCACCGUCACGGACCUGUAUCUGAAGCACCGCACCCGGGUCUCGCGGGGACUUUAUCUGGCCUUGGCACUUGCUCUUGCGAAGCGCAUCCAUAAUGCUGUCGCAGAGCAGAAAGCCGCCUCGCAGCGUCAGGCCGAGAGGCGGGGACGACCUGGCACCAGCAGCUUGGGCGGCGAUGCAGGCACCUCCAGGAAGAAGGUCGAGCUGAACCGCGAGUUUCUGCGGAACCUGCUGCGCUUAUUGAAGAUUGUGAUACCGGGAUGGAAGAGCAAAGAGCUGCGGUUGCUGGUCAGCCAUAGUGUGUUCUUGGUGUUGCGGACGAUGCUUAGUUUGUAUGUUGCGGAGCUGGAUGGACGCCUCGUCAGUAACUUGGUGCGUGGGAAAGGGAAGGAUUUCCUCUUUGGUCUGGUUUGGUGGAUGAUGGUGGCUGUUCCUGCUACGUUUACGAACUCGAUGCUCUCGUAUCACCAAUGUCGGCUGGCCCUGCAGUACAGGAAACGUCUGACUGAACAUGUCCACGACAAAUACCUUUCCAAUAUGACUUUUUACGCGAUAUCUGCGCUCGAUGAUAGGAUCAAGAAUCCCGAUCAGCUGAUCACUGUCGAUAUCGCGCGCUUUUCGAACAGCUUGGCCGAGCUGUAUUCCAACCUGGCCAAACCGAUCUUGGACAUGGUCAUCUACAACUACUCUCUAUCGAAGACUGUUGGUGGAGAAGGCCUCUUCCUGAUGAGCUUGCUGGUGCAGGUGUCGGCUAAUGUCAUGCGCAUGCUGACGCCGCCGUUCGGCAAAUAUGUGGCAGACGAGGCACGGUUGGAGGGCGAGUUCCGCUUCCAGCAUACGAGAUUAAUCGACUACAGCGAAGAGAUCGCGCUGUACCACGGCCACGAGGCUGAAAAGGAUAACUUGGAUAAGGGCUAUUUCACGUUGAUUAAACAUGUAAACCGCAUCCUACGCCGGCGGUUAUAUCACGGCUUUAUGGAGGACUUUGUCGUGAAAUACUUCUGGGGCGCUCUGGGCCUGAUUCUUUGCAGUUUCCCUGUGUUUUUCAGGAUCCCUGGCCAGGUGACUCAGACAAUGGGCGAUCGGACAGAAAGCUUCGUCACAAACCGACGCAUGCUGCUCUCCUCGUCAGACGCCUUUGGCCGUGUGAUGUUCUCCUACAAGGAGAUUUCGGAGCUGGCGGGACACACCGCUCGUGUCUCCUCGUUGCUGGAUGUGAUGGAUGAUCUCACGGCCGGUCAUUUCGCGAAGAAGUUGGUUUCUUCUGCAUCCACAGAAGAGAAUGCAGCUGUGCUGGCGGGCCGUGGAACCGUCGUCGAGAGCGACUAUAUCGAAUUUACGGAUGUCCCGAUCGUCUCACCUAACGGUGAUGUAUUGGUGAGAAAGCUGUCUUUCACUGUCUUCCCAGGUGAUCAUCUUCUUAUCGUCGGACCGAACGGCUGUGGAAAAUCAUCCCUCUUCCGGAUCCUUGGUGGCCUGUGGCCGGUCUAUGGAGGCACUGUCAAGAAACCCAGCUUCGAAAACAUCUUCUACAUCCCUCAGCGACCCUACCUCUCGCGGGGAACUCUCCGACAGCAGGUUAUCUACCCGGACACCGUGCGGGACAUGCGUUCCAAGGGGGUCACCGAUGCAGACCUCUUCGACAUCCUGGCAACUGUCGAAAUCGCUUCCGUUGUGGACCGCCCUGGUGGUUGGGAAGCCGAGGAGGAGUGGCGUGAUGUUCUGUCGGGGGGACUUCAGCAGCGGAUUGCCAUGGCCCGGUUAUUCUACCACCGACCAAAAUUCGCCAUCCUCGACGAGUGUACAUCUUCGGUGACUCUAGAGAUCGAGAAGGUGAUGUAUGAGACAGCCAAGAAGUUGGGCAUUACCCUGAUGACUGUGUCCCACCGACGGAGCCUCUGGCAGUACCACAAGAAGAUCCUCCAGUUUGACGGCCAAGGAAACUAUGUCUUCACCGGACUGGACUGGGAGCGCAGAUUGAAGCUUGAAGAUGAGAAAGAGGAGAUUGACCUGCAACUUCGAGCGGUGCCUGAAUUGCAGCGACGCGUUGCCGAGCUCACUGCCGCCUGA
Paecilomyces variotii is the source of this 2124-nucleotide messenger RNA. Its product is annotated as ABC transporter transmembrane region 2-domain-containing protein. Gene Ontology annotation, biological process: long-chain fatty acid import into peroxisome; fatty acid beta-oxidation; peroxisome organization. Bases 1 to 2124 code for a protein of 707 amino acids. The transcript is spliced from 4 exons. The record is from RefSeq and is a predicted model, not a curated record. Gene Ontology annotation, cellular component: peroxisomal membrane. Gene Ontology annotation, molecular function: ATP hydrolysis activity; ABC-type transporter activity; long-chain fatty acid transmembrane transporter activity. Lineage: Eukaryota; Fungi; Ascomycota; Eurotiomycetes; Eurotiales; Thermoascaceae.